AGGAUGUGUUUGUAGUGACACUAAUUAUAUUGAUAUAAGGAGAUGUGAUGAAUCUUAAUGACAUACCUAAGGGCUAAGAUUCCUAGUAGGAGAAACAACUCAAAUGUGACCCCUUUGCCCUUUAAAAGAUGCUUGAUGUUCCUUUAUGUACAAAUCUUGGAAGCAUUACAACUACGCACUUAUAAUUAAGCAAAUUAUAUUAGUGAAUUACAAUUAAAUAAAAAAAUCAAGCACUGUGAAGUAGAAUUAUUCAGACAUUUCCCCCCCCCAAAUUACAGCAUGUAUUCCCAUAGUAAAAAAUAAAUGUCAUUAAUCACCUAAGUUGUCCUGAUUAUUGUACGUGCUAAUUUUUGCCAGCUAUGACUUGUAAAAGGAGAAUAUCUCACUGAACAUUUUUCACUUGUUAUGCAGGCAGUACAGGUUUCUAGAACUAGCAGUUCAGAUUUAAUAAAAGCUGCUGUUCUGCAUGUUCAUAAUGUAUUUCUUAGAGGCACAGCAAGCUCCUGAAACUCUGGUCUUCCCAGAGUCAUAUUCACUUACAUGUGCUUGGCUGCAAUAGUUCUUCAUAGUUUAUCACAUGAGGCCCUCCCAUCCUUUAAGAAAAUGAUAUGUGGUUGUAAAAGAAGGAGAGGCUUCUUAUGGCUUCUUAUGGUGUGGACCAGGAGCUUGCAACACAAAUGAUCAGAAGAAAUUGUCCCAGGACCUGUCUUGGUUUUGACCCAAGUUUUUCUGUGGCCCCAAAUUAAUGGGGGAUCUAAGGGAGCUAAACUCAGUGGGACAGCAGGGGAAAGCAUUGGGAUGAGGUGAAAGUCCAGGCAGGUCUUGCAAAGCUGUGGAGCAGAAGAUCCACACAGAACCAAGAAUCACAGCUCAGAACUCCGGCCUCCUGCUCACCACAGAGGCACAGCACAUUGCUCAGCAAUGCAAUGGAACUUACUGUUGGAGGAAGGAUAAAAAGAAGAAAAGAGUUUAUAAUUUCAGAUUGUGCUAGUUUGUUUUUUUCCUUAUCACUAACCUUGGGGGCAGAUACUUAAAGGCACAGCAGGUUCAGGGAGCUCAGAGUUCUCUGGGGGCAGCAUCUUCCCUUUCAAAGGACAGAGCUUCUCUUUGAACCCUGGGGAAUUGAGACAACCGUGUGACUUGGCAAAUCUGACCCUGAUGCUUGUUGGGGCUGGUGUCAGCCACGAGGAGCAGCUCAGUGUGCUGUGAUGAGUUCAACAGCUGCCAUCCCCACCAAUAAAUCAGUGACUUCCUGCUCUGGUUUACUCUCUGUCUAUCAUAAGUCACUUCCCACAAGGAUCCAGACCACAUCAGUGUCAACAAUGUAAAAUCUGCAUCAUUUUUGCACCAGUGCUUUGCUGCUUUAGCAUGGGUCCACCCACCAAGGUGCCCCAGACACUGAAGCCCCUGGGUGACCUGCAGGGUGGAGGAUGGGUUUAUAGGUUAUAGCCACUUACAGAAGUUGCUGAUGAUACUUUGCACUCCAGGAGAGUUCAGUUGUCAUUCAGUGAUAUGGAAGGUUAAAAUCACCUCAACACUGUAAGCAGUUUGGGGACUGGAUCAUUUCCAGGCUCUCCGUGCAGCACCCAACAAAACAAAUUGCUUGACAGGGAUUUCCACACAUAUGGCAAUACAAAUAAAGCAAUAAAACCAUCGAAUAUAAACUACUAUUAAAGAAGAAACUCUGCCCUCUUUGGCUGCUGUGCUGGAGGAUAAGGCAGUCCCUGACAGGCAAUAAAGGCUGCCUGGACCUUUAAGAGCUGCUGUUGCCAGUUCAGCUCUUCCUGGGACCUUUGGAGCAGCGCAGGGUGGAAAGCCUGAGCUGACUGCGUGCGAGGUGAGCUCUGCAUGCCUGAUCCUCAACUGCAUCCUGCAGCUCUGGGUCAGCCCCUCUGGGAAAGCUCCCCCUGUGAGCCUGCACAGCCUGUGCACAGCACUGCAGGUGUAUUAGCAAAGCACAGACUACAGGAACCGAGGCUGAUGGGAAAAUGAACAUUCAGGAGUAUUUUGGAAGAAUAUCUUACAACAAGCCCCAUAAGGAUGCAGACUUGCAAACCCUGACAGCCAUCUUCCAGCAUCACAUCCACAGCAUUCCUUUUGAGAACCUCAGCAUGCACUGUGGGGAGCCCAUUGAACUGGAUUUGCAGGCUAUUUACAAUAAGAUUGUGAGAAAGAAACGUGGUGGGUGGUGCCUGGAAACCAACUAUCUCCUCUUCUGGGCCUUGCAAGAAUUAGGGUAUGAUGUCUGUAUUCUUGGUGCAAACAGCUAUGAACCAGCAGAGAAGGGAUAUGGUGCUCAGAUGAACCAUAUCCUGCUGAAGGUGGUGGUGAAGGGAGAGCCUUACAUAGUAGAUGCAGGGUUUGGUGGGGCCUACCAGAUGUGGCAGCCGCUGAUGCUGAUUUCUGGGAAGGACCAACCCCAGGUUCCUGGCAUUUUCCGCUUCAUGGAAGACAACGGCACCUGGUACUUGGAGAAAGUCAAAAGGAAGCAUUGCAUUGCUGAGCACAGCAAGGAUGACUUCCCUCAUACUCCAGAGCUGGGGAAUAUCCGAAAAAUACAAAAAUUUACCCUCGAGCCACGGCAUAUAGAUGACUUCCAGGAGCUGAAUGCAUACCUCCAAGUGUAUCCAGAUAACCUCCUUCGGAAGAAGUCAAUCUGCAGUCUCCAAACCACCAAUGGGGUCCUUGCCUUGGUUGGAUGGACCCUCACUGAGAUGAAGUACAACUACACAGAGGACAUGGACAUGGUGACCACCACAACCCUUACAGAUGAAGAGGUUGAGAAGACACUGAAAGAUAAAUUCAGUAUAGAAUUGGAGAACAAGCUUGUACCAGUAAAUGUUCGUGGCUUGCCACCUAAUUUAGUGGAUAAGAUCUAACUGUAACUCUCUGCUAGAUGGAUCUUUAAAUAGCCAAGAGGAAAAUUCUAAAAUUAACAUUAAUUACAAUAAUCUCAUUUUUAACUUGAGCUAGUCACAAAGCUUGGUAAAUUCCAGUACAUUGCUAAUUAACUGCAUAUAUCAAUUGCAUAUUUUUUUAUUAAACCUCUCCUUCUUUAGAAACCAAGACAUCUUACUAGCUCUGUUUUGCUCAUAUGGAAGUUUUUGGUUUUUGAUAAGGUUUUUGACUCCUUAACUUUUUUUUUCACCUUCUCAAGAACUCAUUUUAUUGCAGAUAUAUUUUGUGGCAAAUGAGACCAAAAUUAUGCAGAAGGAGAGGUUGUGUUACCAUUUUACACAAAAGACCUCUAACCUUUUUUGGCAUUAUUUCCAAUCUUUUACAAAUUAUUCACUUAUCUUAACAGUCUUAUAGUUGAGCUGAAUUUGGCUUUUAAAUACUGUAGAAAAAAGAAAGGUUAAGACUUUCUCAAAACAAGCCACCAUUAGGUGCUGAUUAGCUUAUGAAAAGUUGAAAGACUUAAGUCCUGUUUCCUUUGCAGAAACUGACUUAAAGUUAAGAUAUUUAUCCAAGGGUACCUAAACCCUCCACAAAAUCUCUCUAAUUUUGAGUACCCUUUUUUUCUGAUUUAUCUGUGUCUCUGAAUUCAAUAUAAAAUCUGUAGAUGAGAUGAUUCAACAGUUAUUAAAAAUCAGGCUUUUGGUAUCAAAACUGGAAAAAAAGUUAGAUCAAUCUUCGCACACUAUAAUCUAAACUUUUGGGACCGUGCCUUCAUGUGAUGUCAAGAGGAGAUGAUAGUAUUAUAGAUAAGAUCUUCAUAUUUAUUACAAACAGCAUUCUGCACAAAACCUACCUUAAAAAGUGUGGAUGCAAAAGAAAGCCCUGGGAAGUGAGGAUGUGCCACCAGUGUGGUGUCACAGCAAGACACCCAUGACAGAAGCCUUUUCCCUGAUGAUACAUGUGGUACUGUACAGGACGUGCCAUGAAAGAGGGUGACAGAAGAACAUCAGCCAAGGAGAAGUCUUUGAUUCUUGUCUUAAUCAACCACACAGACCUACCUGAUGUGCCUAAAACUCAGGUGCUUCCCCAGGUGCAGUCUAAUGUGCUCUUUGCCUUUCCCAGAGGCCUCCUCUGAUAUUCCACCUCCAUCCAAUGAAGAAGGGACGGGCUUGACCGGGGAGAAUUAAAGGAACAGCAAUUAAAUAAACAGCACUGCAACACUGUGAGGGUGCAGGAGGCCAGGUUUUAGAGCAGAAAUGCAUUACUUGAUGCAAAUAAAUAUUUACCAUGGCAUUCAUUAGCUCCACAAUAACUCCCUGCUACAGCUGAGGAGUUGAACAGCUUGAAACAGUUCCUGUGUGGGCAAAGAAGGGCCAUUUGUGCAUCCAUGGAGCUCAGCCUGCAACACCUUGGCACCUCAGUGUACCCACCAGGGCACAGAUGAACACCCUCCACUGCAAAGUGCUGGUUUACAAAAUAACAAUAUUUAAUUAAAAAAAGUUAUAACGCCA
Messenger RNA from Zonotrichia albicollis (white-throated sparrow), 4409 nucleotides. Its product is annotated as arylamine N-acetyltransferase, liver isozyme-like. NCBI's taxonomy places the organism in Eukaryota, Metazoa, Chordata, Aves, Passeriformes, Passerellidae. The record is from RefSeq and is a predicted model, not a curated record. Gene Ontology annotation, molecular function: arylamine N-acetyltransferase activity.